Ipomoea triloba (trilobed morning glory) is the source of this 1942-nucleotide messenger RNA. RefSeq lists its product as uncharacterized. The record is from RefSeq and is a predicted model, not a curated record. The transcript is spliced from 4 exons. The coding region runs from base 89 to 1666 and encodes 525 amino acids. Lineage: Eukaryota; Viridiplantae; Streptophyta; Magnoliopsida; Solanales; Convolvulaceae.
UGCAGUUCAAACCUAUACUAUACUCCUUCCCAUUCUUCGCCUUCAUUUCACCCCCACACUUUUCCUUCCUUAGAAAACUUAAUUAACAAUGGCAUCCCUCACGCCCGGAGUGCUAAUCAAGCUUCUCCAGACCAUCAAUUCCAGCAGCGUCAAAAUCCGCGGGGAAUACCGGUCCGUCCUGUUGCAGGUCAUCAGCAUCGUGCCCGCCAUUUCAGGCGCCGAGCUCUGGCCCGACCAUGGCUUCUUCAUUAAAGUCUCAGACUCGUCCCAUUCCACCUACGUCACGCUCUCCAGACACGACAACGACCUCAUCCUCAACAACAAGCUCCAGCUGGGGCAGUUGUUCUACGUGGACAGAAUGGAGGCGGGAACGCCCGUCCCGGUUCUGGUCGGGGUUCGGCCCAUUCCGGGGCGGCACCCGUUCUUUGGGAGCCCUAAGGAUUUGAUGCAGAUGAUGGAGGCCUCGGAGGGCCCGGUUGAGAGCGCGGAGAGGGAAGGGGAAGUGAAGAAGGAGAUUAGUGGGAAGAAUUCGAAGAAGAUAGUGAUCAAGGAGGAGAAGGUGGGGGUUGCUUCUAGGUAUAUGCAGGGGGUGUUGACGGCGGCACAGAUGAAGGCAAAAGGGAGUGAUGAGAAUGAGAACAAUGGAGGUGGAGGUCAAGGUGUUGGAGGGUUAAGAGGGAAGCAACAAGAAAUCAAAGUUCAGGCGCGCCCAACAACUCCCUCUGCACGCUCUGACGCAGUACUCACUUCUAAUUCAACAAUCAAUGGUGUCAGCAGCAAGACAGUUCCUAAGAUUCCAACUCCCAAACGUACAAAUAAACAAGAAAAUGUUGACGUCAAUUUCAUGUCUAACAACAGACAAAACAUUCUGUCUUCUGACCCAAUUUCCUGGUCAUCUCUACCACCCAAUCUUGUAAAACCUGGAAAGGGAAUGCUUAGAAUGAAGAAGUUAUCUUCUCUGAUAGCAGCAGAAGCUCAGGCAGAAGCCAUGGCAGCAAAGAAUGUCCUGCAAUGCCUCAGUAUGUUUGCUGAUCUCUGCUCAUCUGCAUCACCAGAGAACCCCCAUCUCUCCAUGACCAAAUUCUUCGCCCUCCACGACCUCAUCGAACAACCAAAAAUAGCAGCAAAAAAGGAGCAGCGCGUACUAGACGACUACUGCCUGACAAAACUGUCUGUCACAGACAAUGAAAAACACAACAAGAAGACAGAUUCCAAUCUCAGCAAAGGAAAACUGAAGCCCUCGAAACCUCCCCUCGAGCUAGGAGUCACAGAAAAGCAGGAAUGGGCAAGAGGGGAUGGCCUAAAAGCCACCAAGGACCUAAGGGAAUCUCUGUCAAAUGAAUCACACCUCUGGUUCCUCAAAUUCUUGGGUGCAGCACUUGAUGUCGGGUUUCAGGUGAACAACAAUAACAAUAACAACAACAACAAGGAGAAUAAGAGCAAGGGACGCCAAGAAGAGGUGAUAACGGGGGGCAACCAUAUCGCCCUUACACUUUCACUGCUCAAGCAGGCAAAUGAAUGGCUGGACAAGGUGAUGAUGAGAGGCAAUUUGGGCUCAGAAAUGCAUGGCUUUGUUGAGAGGCUGAAGCAGAAGGUUUAUGCUUGCUUGCUUGUUCAUGUUGAUUCUGCUGCAUCAGCCCUUGACACCAGAUCUCACCACAAGUGAUUCCUAUCUUUAAUUUGCUAAAACUCGAAGAAUGGCAAGUGUAAUUGUGAUUAUUUCCAUGGUUACUUGUAGUAAUUUAUGAAUGCAACUAUUUAUUUCUGACUUAAUUUCUGAUGGGGAGUUCAGAAUCUGCAGAAAGAACAUCCAUCCACUUUUCUUGCUGCUGUUUCAAUACAAAUCCCAUUUCCUAAAACAUUUUUUAUUUUAGUAUAUACACUUGUACCCUUUAAAGAACAAACAUUGAUCAGAAUCAGCAAUAAUUGAUGGGAGUUCUAA